UGCGGCGCGGAGGAUGGGGGCCGGGGUCGCGGCCAGGAGCGCCCGGCAGGUGAUGGACUGCCCGAGGGGAGGAAAGGGACGGGCUGGAUCGCGAUAAGGACCAGGCACCGCUGGAGCAACUUGGUUCGGGACCCUAGAGCUUCAGAGCCGGUAAUGUUUUUUGCAAGCCACAACUUUCAAUAUCAGCCAACUGCUUCCUUUAACAAGAGUCUUUCCUGCUAAUUUUUGUAUUUUUCAAGAUGAGUAAUAAUAGACUAAUUCCCAAGCUCUCCAUUCAAUCUCCUGUUCUACACGCCAACUUAAAUAUCCAGUCUUCAAACUCACCUUUUAAGAAAGAAGAUUUAACUCUGAUUUCAAAAGACUCUUUAGAAUCAGAUUCAGAAAGUCUCACUCAAGAAAUUAAGUCCCUAUCUGGAAUUGAAGACCGAGUCCAAGACAAAGAUAUGGAGCCUGACAGCUUAGAGGAAGACAGUCCCGGACAGGAAAGCCUGAGUGAGACAGAAGAGGAAGCAAGUAGAAAAGCAGCUCAGAGGGCCAGAGAGAAAGACUCUCAUGCCCUGGACAGUGGUGUAAAUCACAGCCAACAACUGAAAGAUGACAAAUAUUCAGACCUCCGAUAUGAUCCGAACUGGAAGAUUAAGAAAGAAGAGGAGCAGCUGUUGGCAGUAGAAGCCUUGCCUAGGUCUGCAGACAGCUCUUCUGAAAAUCUGCCUUUGGUUCCACUCUACCCUUCCAAGGAGACUUCAAUGGAGCUCUGGGGAAAAGACAAAGAAAAAAGGAGUCCUCAGAGCGCAACCUCCUUACUCGGAAGCGAAUUUUUAAGCCCAAACUAUGAACAUGGUACCCAUCACAAUGAGUCCUUUUCAGAGCUAAGUGACAGUGACCGGGAAGAGAAGUCAAGCAACCUCUCUCAGUACCUAAAGAGUUCAAGUUCACAUAAUGAGGUUUUCCUGCCAGGGUCACGUGGCCCUCAGAGAAGGAAGUCCAAGCAGUACUUUGUGGAAAAAAACAAGCUGACUUUGGGAUUACCCACUCCUAAAACAGACUCUUACCUUCAACUUCACAGUAAAAAAAUGGGGGACACUCAUCCAGAACAGAUCUCCUACCCCGUCAGAGUAACUGGCAAGACCACCGCUCAGAAUUCCAAAGAGAUUGAAAAUGCUGCCAUCAAUCCUGAGGACAAAUGGCAUCAAAGAGCACAACAGCUAAAGAAUUACCAGGAACACUGGUCUCAAUAUGAAGGCUCAAAAUCAAGCAAUGUCCCACGAGGUCAACCCUCUGAAACAAUUAAUGGCCAGCAGCCUUCCAGAAGACCAGCCAAGCCCAGGGGUCGGAAACAGCAUAAACGCCAGAAUGACCUGAGGUCUUUCAGGAUGGAAGAGCUCACUGUCCGUCAAGGAAAUCAGAACCACAUUCCUGGACAGCAGCACCAUCAAAAUCAGCCUUUUGAAACCUCAGAAGAACAUGGACCAGUUGUGCUUCUGAGUACCUCUAACAGUGACUUACAAGACUCUAGGGCACUUGGGAGCCAGAAACCUGAAGUAACUUCCAAUACCUUUGCUCUACCAAAUCAGGCUUUUGACAAGGUACUAUAUAAAAACUCUAAUAAAGAAAGAGAAUGCAGACAUGAUGAAGAGAAAAGAUUUCCCUACCAGCAGCUACCCAUCUACACUCUUUCUAAUAUGGAUUUGAACAACCUUAAUGAGCUUCCUAAGAGACACAUGCUCCUCAGCCAGAAAGGAUCUCAGUCUGUUUAUGAAGUGAAUGUUCAGGGAUUGACCCAAAACAAGAAGCAACACAAACAGCCUUCCACAGAGACGAAAUAUAAGAACUUAGAAAUGUUAUGGAAAUUCCAUUCUUCUUUGGACAGCGAGCCCACUAGAGCCUCCCCGGAUUCCCGGCUCCUGCAGAUAAUGGAGCAGCACCAGCAGGCCUUGGUGCAGCUGGCCGAGGUGCAGCCCUGCGAGGGCUCCUCAUCCAGCGUCACAUUCCCCCCCAUCUUGUCCAGAGUCAAAAGCGAAUCCCAGCUCAGCUCGGAGAGAAGCCAUAGAAACCAAGUGAAACUCAGUCAUAGCAAUUCUGAAGGCUAUCUGUUUCAACUGGAAAAGGGGAAAAAGCAUAGGAAAAGAAGCAGCAUUAAGACUUCCAAGCUGAAAGGUUACCAGAAAAGAGACGUGAAGCUUGGAGGCCUGGGACCCGACUUUGAGUCCAUCAGAGACAAAAUGCAAAGGCUAGCACAGCAAAAGGAAUAUGCAGAACAAGUUAAGGAGUACAACAUGAAGGCUCUGUCCGUCCUGUCCAAAUCACAAACAGCAAAACCUGAAACUAAAUCAGCUGCCCCUCGGCAAAAGGCUUUAGAAUACGCUAAGACCAUCCCCAAACCUAAAUCAUCAAAUCUGACUGAUCAAGCAGCAAAGAAAAAGAAACAUUCAACAUAUGGUGGGAAGGAAGAAAGUUUUCCUGAAAUCUCACUGCUGGAAAUACUGCAGAACAGACACGAAAGGGAAAAACAGGCUGUGGCUGCUUUCAAAGUCCUUCACAUUGUCUAGGCAAUAUUUGGUAGGAGAUCAAAAACACUCUGAAAAUGGACAUGGGGAAAGGAACUCCAAGCAGCCCAUCUGCCUGGAGCAUGGUGCCUUAGUCCUGUCUUCUAGCUGCAGUCCAUGUUUGUUUUGUGUGGGAUUCAUAAGGGGGGUUUCAUCAGAUUAUGGUGCCACGUUUUACCUUCUAGGGAGAGAAUUUUUUUUAAUUUAUUUUCAAAUCAGUUAGAAUUGAGGCUGAU
Molecule: messenger RNA, 2782 nt
Organism: Castor canadensis (American beaver)
Lineage: Eukaryota; Metazoa; Chordata; Mammalia; Rodentia; Castoridae
Gene: Jhy
Product: junctional cadherin complex regulator
Biological process (GO): axoneme assembly; brain development
Source: RefSeq, a predicted model, not a curated record